Messenger RNA from Cavia porcellus (domestic guinea pig), 1802 nucleotides. Its product is annotated as alpha-1,3-mannosyl-glycoprotein 4-beta-N-acetylglucosaminyltransferase-like protein MGAT4E. The coding region runs from base 411 to 1802 and encodes 463 amino acids. The record is from RefSeq and is a predicted model, not a curated record. Gene Ontology annotation, molecular function: acetylglucosaminyltransferase activity. NCBI's taxonomy places the organism in Eukaryota, Metazoa, Chordata, Mammalia, Rodentia, Caviidae. The transcript has 4 exons. Gene Ontology annotation, biological process: protein N-linked glycosylation.
CCAGGGUAGUGAGCAGCCCAUUCACGGUGAACAAUGGUUGCCAAGUGGGGUCUCCGGGGAGGGAUGACUCUUUUCAGGUACCUCACAGGAGCCAGUCAGAGCUCAGCUUCAACACUGAAGCUUCUUCUCUUCAUUUCAGAGAAAUUCUUGUUCUCUGAUAAACCCUCAAGCCACAGUGUCUGUGAGGCAGAAAGACUUCAGUGAAUAUAAUACAUCGAACAUGGUGAAGACAGGAACAUGAUGAGAAAUUUCUAGUCAUUUUCAGGUUCCAUCUUCUGACAACUUAGCAUGGGGGAAUCAUAACAACAAGCUCUCCCUCCGGCCCUUCUGACUUGACUCACAGCCUCAUAUAUCUGUCCAACAGAAUCCUGGAACAGAGCAGCACAAAAAACUGACCCUGGUUUACCACCAUGAACUAUUGCCUAUGGAGAUACAUAUUUGUGGCAUCCUUGGUCACCAUGGGAUUCUCCCUACGAAAAAAAACAAAACAUCGUGUUGACCACAGCAUGUUACCGGAAAAGGAUGGCAUAGCUUUGCAGAUAGUCCAGGAACAAACCAACUUUGAAAUCAAGAAGCAUGUGGAAACCUUCAAGGAAAUGCAGAAAAUCUCCCCUCUGCUCCAACAUGCCACCUACACUCACCUGGCUGGAGCUGUACCCCAGGAAAAGAAGUUGCUGACGGUGGGAAUAUCCGCAGCUCAGCAUCCCCAUGGGACCUAUCUCCUGGAAACCCUACAAUCCCUCUUCCAAGCUUCCUCCACACUGGACCUGGAGUGCACCGUGGUGCUGGUGCACCUGACAGACUCUGACCCUGCUUGGCUCCAGCAGGCAGUCACCAAUAUCUCAGCGCUCUUCGCCACGCACCUGGAGGCUGGGAAGCUGCUGGUGGUCCACGGUCAUCUUGGCAGUGGAGGCGGCUUCCCUGUCAAGAGUGAGAACCGCUCCUCCCCCUGCCAGUCACUUUAUUCCAGGCAGAAAGUGGCUUAUGCCCUCCUCAUGCACUUCGCCAGCAACCUCUCCGAGUACUUCCUGCUGAUGGAGGAUAAUGUCCAGAGCACCCCCAGGUUCGUGUCUGCCAUCUACUGGACAGUGCUGGCCUGGAAGGAACUGCCUUGGCUGGUCCUAGAGUUCUCCAGCCUGAGAUUCUCCGGGAAAGUCUUCCACUCGAGUGACCUCGGCCGCCUGGCUUCCUUCUUCCUCCUCUUCCCCAAGGACACUCCCACUCACCUCCUUCUCUCCGAACUCCCUUUUUUGUCCUUUCAUAAUGUCCCGAUUCGUUUUGGUACCUCCAUGUUCUUCCACAUGGGCAAUUAUUCUGAGUCUGAGGUUGCCUGCUUUCCUGCGGAAGAGGUGGAGGAAUUCGAUGAACCAGACAACCCAGCUGCUGUCGUCUUCACUGACAUGAUGUCCAAGAAAGACCUCCCACAGUAUGCCUAUGUCCUGAGCGAGGACGUCUUCACCACCAUGGAUCCUUUGAAAGGCAACUACGUGAUGGUCGUUCUAGACAGACCGCAGAAAGUCACUCGGAUCGUGGUGCACACAGGCACUGAAAUCAAAGGGCUGUUCCGGCUGGAGCGUGGGCAAGUGCUCCUCGGCUACAACCGCCUGGAGAAUUCCAAAGGCUGCACUUCCUACACCCUUCUGGGGCCGCUGGUGGCAGGGAAUUUAGACCAGAGGGUGUUUUACGAAGAUUCUGAAGAAGAAAUGAGUUGUAUAAAAUUGCUAGUUCUAGCAUCUCAGGAAUCUUGGCUCCUGAUUAGGGAGAUCAAAGUCUGGGCAGAGCCUGAGGACAGGAGUGAGUGA